Molecule: messenger RNA, 1230 nt
Organism: Nomia melanderi (Alkali bee)
Lineage: Eukaryota; Metazoa; Arthropoda; Insecta; Hymenoptera; Halictidae
Product: odorant receptor 13a-like
Biological process (GO): detection of chemical stimulus involved in sensory perception of smell; sensory perception of smell
Cellular component (GO): plasma membrane
Molecular function (GO): odorant binding; olfactory receptor activity
Source: RefSeq, a predicted model, not a curated record
AUGUACGAUCGAACAUCCAGCGUAAAGACGAGCUACCCGAAAAACUACAAUCAUGAGGACGAUCUGAAAUAUACACUGGAGAUGUGCCAGUGGCUGCUGAAGCCGCUCGGCGUGUGGACUCUGAUCUACCAUCGCGUCAGCAAAUUGGGGAGAGCUGCCUCGAUCGUGAUGCUGUUCCUUUGCUUCUCGUGUUUCCUAUUCGUCAUCAUACCGUCGUUCAACAAUAUAUUCUUCGUUGAGAAGAAUGUGGCAAAUAAAGUGAAGGUGUUCGGUCCGGCCGUUUUCUGCGUGUUCUCCACUGUGAAAUACUGUUAUCUGGGAGCGAGGGGCAAGAUCUUGGGUCAAUGCAUCGAGCACGUGGAGCAGGAUUGGAGGAUGGUGCAGCACCAGGAUUACCGAGCCAUCAUGCUGAAACAAGCGAGCAUCAGCAGACGCCUGAUCGUCGUAUGCGUGGUUUUCCUUUACACCGGGGGCAUGUCCUAUCACACGGUGUUGCAGUUCCUGUCGAAAAAGACGGUCAAGCUGAACGUUACCGUGCGACCGCUCGCUUAUCCUGCCUUCGAGUUCCUCGACCCGCAGUCCACUCCCGCGUACGAGAUCAUCUUCGUUCUCCACUGCAUUUCAGCGAUGAUGAUGUACACCGCCACGUCGGCAGCGUACAGUCUGGCCGCGACCUUCGUCAUGCAUAUCUGCGGGCAGAUCCAGAUACAGAUCAUACGAUUGGAGAACUUGAUCGACGAAAGUCGGGAGAAGAAUAACUUUCACGAGCGUAUGGCGAUCAUUGUUCGGGAUCACGUCAAGGUGCUCAGGUUUUCCAAGAACGUCGACGAAGGGUUGCGCGAAAUAUGCUUGACAGAGAUAGCAGACUCAACGUUGUCCAUGUGUAUGCUUGAAUACUAUUGCAUGGCGGGGUGGAAGAAUAAUGACACGGUUGCGAUAGCCACGUAUUUUAUGUUGUUGACCUCCUUCACUUUCAGUAUAUUCAUUUAUUGUUACGUCGGUGAACUCCUAUCCGAACAGUGUAGUCAAAUCGGCCGAGUUUCCUACAACAUUCAUUGGUACAAUUUAUCUGCGAGGGAGGCCUAUAAUUUCGUCCUACUGGAAGCCAUAUCACUUUAUCCGCCUAAACUCACCGCUGGAAAAAUUAUUGAACUCUCUAUGAACACGUUCGGCACUGUGGUGAAGACAUCUGUAGUGUACUUGAACUUACUUCGAACGGUUGCUUGGUAA